Messenger RNA from Pelobates fuscus (common spadefoot toad), 4623 nucleotides. It is a transcript of the gene PIGU, whose product is annotated as phosphatidylinositol glycan anchor biosynthesis class U. Gene Ontology annotation, biological process: attachment of GPI anchor to protein. The coding region runs from base 19 to 1326 and encodes 435 amino acids. The record is from RefSeq and is a predicted model, not a curated record. Gene Ontology annotation, cellular component: GPI-anchor transamidase complex; membrane. NCBI's taxonomy places the organism in Eukaryota, Metazoa, Chordata, Amphibia, Anura, Pelobatidae. The transcript is spliced from 12 exons.
CCUGCCUGCUCCAGGAAGAUGGCGGCUCCUUUGGUGCUGGUAGUACUGGUGUCCGUGACUAUAAGGGCUAUUUUGUUUCGGUCCAGCUUGGCAGGGUUUAUCUCUGAACGGGUGGAGGUCGUAUCUCCGUUGAACUCAUGGAAGAGAGUGGUAGAAGGUAUGUCACUUUUGGACCUCGGAGUGUCCCCUUACUCUGGAGAUGUCUUUCACGAAACCCCACUCAUGAUAUAUCUCUUCCACUUCCUUGUUGAUUACGCAGAGAUUGUGUUCAUGAUAACAGAUGCUCUUACAGCUGUUGCACUUUACCUGGCUGUUCAAGAAUAUAAUAAAAUAACGUUUAAAACGCAGAAGCUGUACUUGGAGCUCAAUAAAUAUGCAACAGGAAGCCAUGAACUUCUCAGGGUUCCGACAGAAAUGUACUAUAUCCCUCUAAAAGUAGCACUCUUCUACUUGUUGAAUCCUUAUACAGUUCUAUCCUGUGUGGCCAAAUCCACGUGUGCCAUUAACAAUGCAAUCAUUGCUAUGUUUGUCCUGGCUACUGUCAAAGGUAGCCCACUGUUAAGUGCUGUGUUUCUUGCUUUGGCAACCUACCAGUCUCUGUACCCAAUCACCUUAUUCACGCCGGCUCUCCUCUACUUGCUUCAGAGGGAAUUUAUCCCAGUGAAGAUGAAAAGUGCUGAAUUCUGGCUUUUCUCCUGUCAAUAUGCCUCCCUGUACAUAGGCUCUCUGUUCAUCUUGAUUUGUCAUUCGUUCUUCCUGCUAAACUCCUGGGAUUUUAUUCACUCUAUAUAUGGCUUCAUACUUUCAGUCCCAGAUUUGACUCCAAACAUUGGUCUGUUUUGGUAUUUCUUCGCUGAGAUGUUUGAACACUUCAGUCUGUUCUUCGUCUGCGUCUUUCAGAUCAACGUUUUUUUCUAUACCGUGCCUCUCACCAUCAAGCUUAAGGAACAUCCCUUUUUCCUGUUGUUUAUACAGCUAGCGAUCAUCUCCAUCUUCAAGUCUUAUCCCACAGUGGGUGAUGUGGCUUUAUACAUGGCCUUCCUACCUGUAUGGUCUCACCUCUCUCGAUUCCUUCGAAACCUCUUCUUCGUAUCCUGCAUGCUGAUGGUGUGCUCGCUGCUUUUCCCGGUCCUAUGGCACUUGUGGAUAUAUGCAGGUAGUGCUAAUUCCAACUUCUACUAUGCCAUCACUCUAUCGUUCAACGUAGGGCAGAUUCUUCUGGUGUCAGACUAUUUUUAUGCAUUUUUAAGAAGAGAGUAUCACCUUCAACAUGGUCUCUAUAUAAUGAAAAAGGAUGGAACUGAAGCCACUUUGAUUUUGAAAUAAACCGCUGGAAGACACUAGGAAGCCGGUAUGAAUCAAGGGACAUUAUGAUAUGAUGGGGGCAGGAUCCCCCCAUGCUAUGCAUGGAGACCAUUAAGUGUCACAUGAAGCUUGUCCGUACAGGGUUCCUAAAAGGAGAUUGACAUCUGAAGAUGACUGUGUUUUGUCACUUUUUUUAUAAUCGAAGAUUUUCAAACCGCAAUGUAAACCUGGGAUUGUUUUUGCCUUUCUUCUACCAACUCACACAGUAUUAACCUCUGCUGAGGGUGGUAUAUUACUUGGGAAAGUCUGUGAUAGAUGGGGAUUUAUGGAUUGAAUUUCAAGGUGGUAGUCAUUGCUGUGAUGAUUUUGGUUCAGGACUUCCUAUUACAGUCCAGCAAUAGGCAGUUCUGUUCUGUGCCCUGUAAAUCGAGACUGCAAAAAAUGUACUGUUCAUACAGCUGAGAGGGUAAUGACUGUCCCAGUAAAUUUCUGCCUUCGUGGCUGGAUGGGGAAUGGUUUAUUUGAGUUGUUUUAGCCUAUUUUAUUACUAUUCUCAUGCAUGGCUUUUUUUUUUCUUUUUUCCAAGAAUCAUUAGGUGAAAGGGUAUUUUAAACCCACUGGAGGUGAGCCUGUCCCAAUUCUUAAUGUUAUAGGGAUGGUAUGGGAUGUGGUCAUUAUAACCAACUUGCAUGUAAGAACAGGAUGGAUGUGGCAAGUUCACUUGCUAUUGCCUACUUCUCAGAAUGUUUGUGUGUUUACCUGAAGUGCUCCGCUUUCUGUCCGCCUCUGUUCUGGGGCGGACACUUAUUCUCUGAUACCAGUUGGAGAAUCGCAGUUUGGUCUCUUCUGGCCUUAAUAUUGUAGCACUCCAUUUCAGAAUGAUUACCUUGACUGUAAAAUCAAUGUGUACCGCUCGAUGGAACACUCCCUGUGGUAGAAACUUCAUAUGUUCCCAUUUUAGCAUAGUGAAACUUGUCAACAAAAUCUAGCUUUUAUAUGUUUAUAAUUUUUUAUUUUUUUUUAAUGAAAGUGUCAGGUUUUACAUGGAUUGCUAUUGUAAGGAACAGAGAAAUUCAUCUUACAACCCUCUUUUCCCUGAAGGUCCAAUAAGGUAUUGUCUAAAUAUUAUCUCUUUGAGUGCAAGAUCUCCUUUUUUUUUUUUUUUUUUUUUUUUACACACACCGUGUGGACAUUCGCUGUUGGCGAAGUUCAAACAGACCUCCCUAGUCAAAUUCUAAAUCGCAGUCUGCCAAAUAAUAUCAGGCUAUUACAGUCUCAUAGUAAUGCAUAAACAAUUUUAAUAGUAAAGUAGUCCUUCGGUAUAAACAACCAUACCAUUUAAAUAAAAAAGACACAUCUGUAAAAAUAUGAAGCCACAAUUUUAUAGACCUAUCCUGCUAAAAAGAUAAAUUAGACACACUGCAUGGUUAUUCAUGGAAAAAUUAAUUUUACAUUUUUUUUUUUUAGGCAACGAAACCAAAGUGGAAAAAUUUCCAAGUCUGAUUUUGUAUUUACUUUAACCAUUUUGGUCUAAUAUUUGCUUUACUUUCUAGUGUGCCUAUGAACCCUACCAAGAUGUGUCGGGUUGAAGAAUUAAUGUCAGUCGGUUGUGUGUGUGUGUGUGUGUGUGCGCGCCAUCUAAUCAUAUAAGCCACACACAGCACAGAUAACGGCACAUGAUUUACAGCACUCCAAUGUUGUCCCAGAGCAGAUUGGCAAGCUUUCGUUUGAGGCCCCACAAAAAACAGAAGAAAAACAAAACUUUUUCUCCCCAUUUUUCGAUUGGAAUAAAUCUCCGGAGAUGCUGUCUUGCUUUUCAUAUUGCAUUCUGACUAGUAACUGGCUAUACAUUUAACUUUGCGUUCUAGAGCCAAGUAGAAGUCAGGUUUCUCUACAAGUAGCAGGAAGAUGAUGCACUAAAAACUCUAUUCCCUUUUAAUAGAAGUAAAUGUUUAUUUUUGAGCAGCGCUUUACAAUUUGCCUCCUGCUCUGUGUGCUUUAGCAGCACAUAUGUUUGUGAACUACGUUUUCACUGAGAUGUGCAAUAUGCACUGCGCGUAUAAAUAAUGGUCUAAGAUCUGGUAUGAAGAUAAAAAUGGUCUAAUGUAGAGCAUGUUAUGUUUUGGCUAACCUACCGUAAUCAAAUUGCUUACAAAAACUGGGUUACAUGGUGGUGCAUUUUUAUUUAUUUUGUGUGUGUUCUACUGUAAAGUUAUUGCAAAGAUAAAGAAAAUUCAACUUUAUCUUAUGCCCCUUCUUUCUGAAAGGCGUACAAAGCCAUGUCAGAAUGCCGAUUAGCUUCCAGUUCGUAAGCACUCUUUUUUUUUUUUUUUCUUACUGUUUCGGGUUUUAGCCACUAAAUCAGGUAUUGGGAGAACUGACAAGAAAACUGCAUUUUGUAGGUCACAGGAGAGAUUAACAUUUAUUUUUUUCCAAUACCUUUCUUAAGUUUAGUGAAGUGACCCAGGAAUAUGUAACUUGACUUAUCUCUGCAAUUAAGCUGCAGGUCAAGGAAAGCCAAUUCACUGUGACAUUACUAUCAGGAAGAGAUGGCAAUAAAAACAAUAAUACACUAAUUUAAAUUCAAAAUAGGACACCUAUUUGAACAAAGCAGAAUAUCUCCGGCAAGCCCUGAACUGAGUCUAAGGGUUGUUUAAAAUGCUUGCCACUUAAAAUAUAUCUCUAGCAUUUAAAGGUACUCUACCAUAAAAUAUAUAUUUUAGCUUUUCAUGCAGUUGGCUAUUUGCAAAUGUCCUUGGUUUUGUUUUUUUGUUUUUUUCUAUUAAUUGGAAUCUAAAUGUCAUUGUUCUUGUUUGCAAUUUUGUCUUUUCAGCUCCUCUGGAUAAAUCCCCUACACUUAUAGUCCUGAUAUCACAGCCGAAGCUACUGAUGAUUAAUUUCUCCCUUACAUUUAAAUUGGGCAGACCUUAGAUCCUGUAGAUUUAAAUUGCCUUUGGGCCGGACCAAGUAAAUGAAAGUGUUAAGUAAUAUUAAAAAAAAAAAAGUUUGAUUGAGCUCUCAGGUUAGAUAGCCUUGCUUGAUUUGUUUGCUUGAUCGCUAAACAAGAUGAGUCCAUACAAACGUCAAUUCCAUAUUUAUACGGCUUCAAGAUAAUCUGUCUGCUAAAUAAAGAACUGGCGCUGCCACAAGGUACAGAAUACAAAUAUAGUUUUCGAGAUAAAUUUUGAAAUUAAUAUCAUUUUAAUUUCAGUUCCAAACCACUUUGAUUUGUUUGUUCUAUUUAUUUUGGGGGAUUUGUGACCUUAAUAAAUGAGGCCUCGUUGAAUAAUAUGGUAUUGUAGUGUUAUUAAAUUGCAA